AUGGUUCACCAACACGGCGACGAGCAUGACAUCCCUGAGGAGCACCACGUGCAGAGGCGCGGUGCCUGGCUCCCGGCCGACCACCGCGUGCAGCACGACUGGAUGCAGAAGCAGAUCGACCAUGUCGACAAGCAUGGCAGCAAGGAACUGAUCCCCGUUCUCCAGGAGUUCAAGGAGCUCAUUGAGGGGAACACUCGGUUGUACAUGUUGUUCAACCAGAUGUGGGAGGAGAUCCCCAUGAAGAAGCCCUACUACCAGGACCCCACGGGAAGCAAGAAGCAGAUCCGUGAUUACAGACACAUGCUCGCCAUGCUCAACCACAUCUUCACCCAGGCACCCCAGUGGAGCGACGCUGCGUUUGGUGUGGGUAUGGUCGGUGUGCCCAUGGUGUCGAUAUUCGACUACGCCAUGGCGACGCCCAGCGGUCAUGCGGCAUUCCUAGACCCCGACGUCAACAAGAUUUUGAAGAAGGUCCUGAACGAAUGGGGAAAGUUCUUGAAGUCACCGAAAUCCGCCGAAGUGCUUGCCAACCACAAGCAAGGCUGGUUCUCCGAGCACGGCAAGAAGGACUUGAUGGAGGUGGCCAACGCGCCGCUCAAGACAUCGCAUAACUUUGAGGACAUGUAUAUCUGUGACCCCAAUGCCAAGCACUACGGCUACACUUCCUGGGACGACUUCUUCACGCGCCCACUCCGCGAAGGCGUGCGUCCGGUCGCCUCCCCCGAGGACGACAACGUCAUCGCCAACGCCUGCGAGUCCAAGCCGUACAACGUGGCGCGCCACGCCAAGCUACGUGACAAGUUCUGGAUCAAGGGCCAGCCGUACUCCAUUCUGGACAUGCUAGGCCACGACUCGCUGGCUGCCCAGUUCGACGGCGCAACCAUAUACCAGGCCUUCCUGUCCGCUCUGUCAUACCACCGCUGGCACGCCCCCGUGAGCGGCAAGAUCGUCAAGUCCUUCGUCCGCGACGGCACCUACUUCAGCGAGCCCCUAUUCGAGGGUCUGGGCGACCCGAACACAAAGGAGAUUGACGUCAAGGGCAUCAGCGUGGCGCAGGGCUACCUCACCGCCCUCGCCACCCGGGCCGUCAUCUUCAUCCAGGCCGACAAUCCCGCCAUCGGGCUGAUGGCCUUCAUCGGCGUGGGCAUGGACGAGGUCAGCACGUGCGAUAUCACGGUCCAGCAGGGCCAGUACGUCAAGAAGGGCGAUCAGCUGGGCAUGUUCCACUUCGGUGGCUCGUCCCAUUGCCUGUUGUUCCGCGACGGCGUCAAGGUCGAUGGGUUCCCCAAGCUGGACUCGGCUACUAAUGUGCCCGUUCGGAGCAAGGUGGCUGAGGUCAAGAAGUGA
This is a messenger RNA of Anthostomella pinea, 1347 nucleotides long. The record is from the annotation of a GenBank genome assembly. Lineage: Eukaryota; Fungi; Ascomycota; Sordariomycetes; Xylariales; Xylariaceae.